AGUUUAAGUUGACAUUCGCGCGCGUAACACCAUUCAAAAGUUAUGGUUGAAAUUAGUCAGGAAGCGGGAACACCUUACAAUAACUACCAAAUUUAAAUUUCAAUCAACAUGGGGUGGACAUUAAACCAACUUACCUCUGCGAAAACUUCCUACAAACUUGUAGACUUUCCAUUUAAAAUUGGCCGAAAUUUAAGUGCAGAUAUUAUUUGUCCAGUUACUAAUAUCUCUAAGAAUCAUGCUCACAUCACCACUUCAAAUGGGCAACUCUAUAUCACAGAUACUAGUACUAAUGGUGUUUUUGUUAAUCAUGUUCGUAUUCCAUUUAAUGAGCCCACUCAUAUUAAAGCCAAUGAUAUAAUAUCGCUAUGUUAUCCCAAAGACAAUAAUGAAACAGGAAAAGAACAUUUUCUUUAUGAACUUAUAUCAGACCAGAAUGAUAUCCAGACAGAAUUGAACAUUAAAGUUGAAGCAAGGCAUUCAGAAACAAAUGAAAACAUGGGAGUUAUUAAAAGUGAAGUAAGACCUGAAAAUAAUCAAAAUGUUGAGAGUUUUGAUGUAGAAGCAAAUAAUUCAGUUAGUAAUGAAAUAAAUGAAACUAUUAAAAUGGAAGUAAAUAGAUCAAAUAUUGAUGAAAGCUGUGAGAUAAUAGAAAUUGAUGCAUCAUCAUCAUCAGAACAGAAUUACAAUCAGUGUGAUAAUAAACUAAGUAUUGGAGAUGCAAUAACAAUUAAAACAGAUAGUGAUGUACAGAUUAUAUCACAGGAUAUUGCUGAUGAUAUCAUUGUGAUAGAUGAUGAGGAAGAGAAUAUGAUCCUCUCACAACUCUUCAUUAAACAUGAAGUUAAACAGGAAGUUGACGAAGAAUUUUUGAAGAUUAAAGAAGAAAUCGCCGAAAUGGAUCGAUGCGAUAACGAAUACAAUGCAUUAACUUAUGAGAUUGAAGACAGUGAUGAUGAUGAUGAUGAUACAAGUGAUGAAUUGUUGAUGCGGUUACAGAAUUAUUCUCCUGAUGUGAGAUAUUUGGACCCAGAUAAAUCUCCCGAAUUAUUAUUUGUGAAAUCUCCUGAAUACGAUGUACAAUCAUUAGUUACUGAUGUAGUUGCUGAAAAAUCUCCCGAGCUGGUGGUGGAACCACCAUCAGUAUCAGUAACAAAAGAUUUGAAAGAGAUUUCAGAACAUAUCGCUGCUAAACAAACGAAGAACCAACUGGAAAUUAUCCCGGCUCUUCCGCUUGAGGCAAAAAGCCGAAAAAGAAAGAGUGAUUUAGUUAAGAAACCUGCAAAGAGUAAAAAAUCAAAAUCUGAAACAACAAAUGCAGCUACUUGUAAAAAUACAAGCAAAAUCAACGAGAAAAAGACUCAAACGAGCAAACAUCGCGAGUUAUUUGAAGGUGAAUCAUCGGAUAAUAAAAAACGAAAAAGGCUAGUGUUAAAGUAAGUAUCGGAUAAUCGUGGUUUGUUUCUCACCACUGAACCGCAGCCUGCUAAAAAGAAGAAGAAACCUGUGCCUGUUGCUGCUGUGUUACCAAGUAUACCAAAGAAAGCUGCGGCAGCUGUAUCCAAAGAAGUUCCUCUACGGCUUCAAGCAUCAACUUCGCAACCUGUAAAAGCAGUAGCCACUGUUUUACCAUCACCAAAACCAAAAACGCCACUACCACAAGUGAAUACUCUGAAUCCGCGAAUUUCUAAUACAAGCCAAGCGAAUCUCACACGCGAUCCACGCAUUGCUAAACGUCCGCCAAGUAACACAAAGUUAGAAGCAAGAACAUAUCCCCAGAAUACUAUGCAACUUAUUAUGAGCCAUAAAGCAUUUGUUUUGCGUUUGUUCGAAUGGAAAAAUUCAUUUUUUGAGAAUGUGGACAUUUCGGCAAUAUGGAUGAACAUUGAAGGCUCACCUUUGAUAAAAAUGCCCACCACUUACAGCGAUUACAGAUACUAUCAACGUGCGAUGAACGCUGUGGUAAUGAGCGAGUUAUUUUCGGAUGUUUCCAAUGAAUACAACUCGACGCCAUUUGCUGUCGUUGGGGAUCGGGUUAAUCGUGGAUCACUUGGGUUGCGAGUUAAAGUCUUGAAAAUCGAUCGACAUGAGGACUAUACUGAAAUCCAUUGUUUUUACUAUAUUGGUGAAAAACAAUUGAGCGACAAGUUAUGCGAUUGCUACCUGCUGAAUUUCAUUCCUUGGCAUGGUCAGAACAAAACUAUGGCAAACAGUGAAAACUGUUUAUUCGGUGUCGUGGGUUGGACGCGAACUGAAAAACUGGGCCAGACUGAACAUAUCGAUCCUAUAUUAAAACAACAAUGCAAAUCAUCUCCAUGGCAUAAACACAUGUUCUCUAUUUUAACGCGUCGAACCACCAACAUCCAAGCGCAAAACUAUUUAUUUCUUCGGAAUUUCGGAUCAAUUCGUCGCUUUCUAAAGAAACUCAGCGCUAUUCAAAAAGUAGAGGGCGUUAUUGCACAACAGAUUCUCUCACCGGACCCGAGCCAAUAUUUAAUACCAGACUUUCCCAUGCCUAAUAAACUGCAUCAUUUUCUGCGAAUGAAUCAGAAGCAGGAGGAAGUUGUGAAGCACGCAAUGAGAUUCUGUACAUUGUCGAGCAACUCGAGGUUUUUCAUGGUUCAAGGCCCGCCAGGCACUGGAAAAUCAGAUCUUGUUGUCAAUAUAACAUUAAAUUUCCUAAAGAAUUUGGAUAAAGGUAUUGCAAUAUUAUUGCUUGCGCAAUCCAACGCCGCUGUUGAGAAUCUCGUUCGGCGUAUUGUGAUGUUGCGCAAAGAUUUCCCGAAGCCAUUAAAGGAUCGUGUGCGGAUUAUUCGCAUGGGGCGUAACUCGCAAUCUGCCGCUGAUUUGGCGGAUUACCACGUUGACAAUCACGUUGCGCGUCAUUUGCGUAGUAUGUUGUUUCAGCAAGCGCCUCAUUUGAUGCACAGUUAUCGCGUUCUGGAAGAGGAAGUUUUCGCGUUACGUGCUAUGAAGAUUAAAACUGGGGUUCAAAUCCAGACUUUAGAGAAGAAAGAAAGGGAGUAUGCUAAUUUUGUCAGGAAUCAUUACCUUCAACAGUAUCAUAGAGAAGAGGCACAGGUUCGCAAUUUGGUAUUUGAGAAGGCGACAUUGAUUUGCAGUACGAUUGGCAGUUCCUACGCGUUUCCGAGCCGCAAACUACAGCUUAAAUUUAAAUGCUGUAUCAUUGACGAAGCCACGCAGGCUACCGAACCGGAUACACUGCUUCCCUUGACGCAGGAUGUUAACAAAUUUAUCCUGGUUGGCGAUACACGCCAAUUACCUCCACAUCAAACUCUUGUUCCGAAAGAAUAUCUUUUCUCGCGUUCGUUAUUUGUCCGGUUACAGAAAGUACUACGCGAUGCUCCAUCUCACAAUGCUUUACAUUUGCUGGACACGCAGUAUCGCAUGCGCGAAGAGAUUUGUUCUUUCCCAAAUCGACAGUUUUACCGCGAUAAACUUAUUACACAUCCGCAGCCGUGCCGCGAAGACAUAAAAACUCUCGCGCCGUAUUUAGUUUUUGAAGUGAACGAAGGCAAUAAGACAAAAACUUAUGUGAAUUUAAAAGAAAUCGAAGCAAUUCUGAUGAUUUUAUUAACCAUAAGUAGGCUUAAACUAGAAAGUCAACUUACCAUCGGUAUUAUAACACCAUACAAUGAGCAGCGCAUCGAAUUACAGAAGCAAGUGGAAACUUUAAAUUUGAACAGGCGUAUGAAAGUGUUGGUCAACACUAUUGACGGUUUUCAAGGACAAGAACAGGAUAUUAUUCUGUUGUCGUUGGUUUUAAGGAUGGCGAACAGCUUCGUCAACGAUGCGCAGCGUUUAAACGUGGCGCUGACGCGCGCGCGCAGUUGUCUCUACGUGUUCGGAUCGCCGAUUCUAUUCGAAAGCGGCUCUCUCAUACGCAGCUUGAAAAAGGACGCCAUUGAUAGAGAAAUGUAUGUGCGUUUACCGCAAUACUUCGAUCCCAAUUCGUUUCAAUAUUGUCUCUUUCGAUAAACACUGGGAUAGUUAAUACUUGUGCACUGUAUCAGUGAGCAACCUCUGGCCAGUGAUUGAUAUCUUUACUUGUUUCGUUAUUUUUGAUAUUUAUGUGCAGAUUUGAAGUCUGUGGCGUUGAAAUUCAUUUUUAUAUUUAUGACUUGAGACUGUAUCUUAGCCUAGUGAACAAACCACGUGAUUAAAUUGUUCUAGGCGUAUAGUUUCUUUGUUUUUCUAUAAUUGAAAUAAAUUCUACUUUUGUCAUAA
Messenger RNA from Dalotia coriaria, 4245 nucleotides. RefSeq names its product probable helicase senataxin. Gene Ontology annotation, molecular function: transcription termination site sequence-specific DNA binding; helicase activity; protein binding. The record is from RefSeq and is a predicted model, not a curated record. Gene Ontology annotation, cellular component: nuclear body. Lineage: Eukaryota; Metazoa; Arthropoda; Insecta; Coleoptera; Staphylinidae. Gene Ontology annotation, biological process: termination of RNA polymerase II transcription.